CUGUCUCGUACCCCCAGAGAACGCGGAGAAGGAGUAGUGGCCUUGAUUUUCUACUUUGGCUUCACCGAGUAGCUAUACACCACCAAACAUGGAGCCCUACCAGUAUAUCCUCGCGCUCGUCAGCGCCUUUGUUCUGUACCUUGUCCAAUUGCUCCUGGCGAACCACCUACGCAUGCGCAAAUACAAACUCCCUCCAAGAAUCAAAGGUGGCGUUCCUCUAUUCGGACACAUGUUCCAAGUUCCUCCGGUACAACAAGGUCCCUGGGCCAAGAAGCUUGCCGAGGAACACGGUGAAAUGUUCACCUGUGACUUCGGCACCACAACCUGGGUCUUCCUCAACUCCUCCCGCGUCGUCCACGACCUAAUGGAAAGGCGAUCCGGCCUCUAUUGCUCUCGCCCGCCCUUCCCUGUGACCCAGGACAUCAUGUCGCGGGGCGCGCGCAUCGUCCUAAUGGGCUACGACCAGCGCUGGCGCGAUCUACGCAAGAUCAUGCACGGCAUCCUCAACUCCCGGCAAAAGGAACUGUACAAGCCGUUCCAGGAGCUGGAAAGCAGACAGCUGCUGUACGAGUACUUGCACCAGCCGGAUAAGUGGUACGUUGCCAACGGUCGGUACGCGAAUUCCAUCAUCAUGAGCGUCGUGUUUGGCCGCCGCUCCGACCUCGACGAUCCUGAUCUGAAGGAACUGUUUUCCACCGCCGAGGCCUUUCUACUCCAGCAGCAGCCGGGCGUGAAUAUCGCAGACGGAUUUCCAUGGCUGGCGAAGCUGCCGAAACCUCUGCAGUGGUGGCGGGCCAAGGGUGAUAGGAUCUGGAAGUGGACGCACGGUGUCUACAAGCGUGAGGUUGAGAAGCUGGAGAAGAGGCAGAGGGAAGGCACGCAGAGGGAGUGCUUCGCGACCGAGUUCUUGGAGCAGGUCAAGAAGUCGGACUUCGACGAGAACCAGAAGCUCUUUGUCCUCGGUUCUCUCAUGGAAGCUGGCAGCGAUACGUCGAAGGUGUCGCUGGGCCAGAUCAUUGCUGCGGCAGCCACUUACCCCGACUGGGUCGUGAGAGCACGCAAGCAGCUCGACGAGGUGUGCGGAGCCAAUGCCGAACGCCUGCCUGGCUGGGAGGAUAAGGAUGCCUUGCCCUAUAUCACUGCGGUGGUCAAGGAAGGCUUCAGGUGGCGGCCGAACAUUGCCGAGAUUGGAGCUCCGACAGCCUUGAUCCAGGAUGAUGAGUAUGAAGGCUACAAGUUCCCUGCCGGCACUGUGUUUACGUGGAAUGCGUGGGCCAUUGCGUUGAGCGAGAAGGAAUAUCCCCAGGCUGAGCGCUUCUGGCCCGAGAGGUUCCUCAACGACGAUCUAAACAACGCCCUGAAGGGUCAUUACGGCUUUGGACCUGGAAGGAGAGUGUGCGUCGGGUGGAGUGUUGGCGAAAUGAAUGUGUGGAUCGCCAUUGCAAGACUUCUGUACUGCUUUGAUUUUGAGGAAGACCCGGCGCAUAAAAUUGACACUAUGACGAUCCCCCAGUUGGCGAAGGGGAAGGCACCAUUCGAAGUCAAGAUCAAAGUCAGAAGCCAGGCUCAUGCCAACUUGAUUGAGAGGGAUUGUUUGGCGGCUACAAAAGUCAAAUAUUAA
Messenger RNA from Phialemonium atrogriseum, 1621 nucleotides. Its product is annotated as cytochrome P450. Gene Ontology annotation, molecular function: oxidoreductase activity, acting on paired donors, with incorporation or reduction of molecular oxygen; iron ion binding; heme binding. NCBI's taxonomy places the organism in Eukaryota, Fungi, Ascomycota, Sordariomycetes, Cephalothecales, Cephalothecaceae. Bases 89 to 1621 code for a protein of 510 amino acids. The transcript has 3 exons. The record is from RefSeq and is a predicted model, not a curated record.